GUGUCAUAAACAACAACAACAAAGAAACUCGUAUUUGUUGAACAUGGUUUCGUGUAAAUUGCCUCCAGUCGAAUAAACGGAGGAUUCAAGGCGCUCCGCCGCUGACAAAAGAAGCUGAAGUGUUCCGGGAGACACAGCAGCUUCCGGGAGAGAUGGAGGAGCUCUACACCUUAGAGAGGGAGGUGGGACGAGGCAGUUACGGUGUGGUGUUUGAGGGCCGUAUGGCCAAAACUGGACAGAAGGUGGCUAUUAAGCGGCUGCCCUGCAGCAACCCAGAGUGUAUUGAACUCUACUUGCAAGAGCUGUGGGCCAUGAGAACCACAGCCAGGAACCACGUCAAUGUCAUUGCACUGCACAGCUGCCUCCUGCAGACGGGGUCCAGGAGUCUGAAGACCUUAAAACCAGGGAAACUGCCCCUGCGUCUGGUUGAGAGCGUGCUCAAAGGAAGUGUGGUCACAGCAAAGCAAAGUCAGGAAAGGACCAAUCCUCAGUCUAACACCAGGAGGAGGACAAACUCUGGCUCCAGACUGCAGGACAGGACUAACACUGUGCAGGCCAGAGCUCAUCUCCAUAACAAGGAUGAAUCAAAUGCAUCUGAUUCCACAACCCCUCACAGGCCUCAGCGCAGAGUCAGGAAGAGACCGGCCCCGGGGGAGGAAGAGCAGACUGCGCCGCUGCGCUGCUUGGCCCUGUGGCUCGUGAUGGAGUACUGUGAUGGAGGAGACUUGAAUCAGUACCUGCUCUCCAGGCCCCCAGAUGCUCAGCGUAACCACAGCGUGGUGCAACAGCUGUGCAGCGCCGUGGCCUUCCUACAUAGCCUGGGAAUCACCCACCGGGACCUGAAACCUGACAAUGUGCUGGUGUGUGUGACGCCAAAAGGCCCCGUCGUCAAGGUGGCAGAUUUUGGUCUGAGCAAAAUGAGUGAGGGCUCCGUGGAUGGCGGCCUGAGCAGACAGCACUUCUCCUCCACCUGUGGUUCGGACUUCUACAUGGCUCCAGAGGUGUGGGGCGGGCUGACCUACACGGCCCAGGCAGACAUAUUCUCUCUGGGCGUGAUGUUUUGGGCGGUCCUGGAGAAAAUCACCUUUCUGGAAAGAGGGACGACUCAGGAACAACUGGGCGCCUACGUGUGCAAGGGACGCUCAGGCUGGCUGAUGCCGCUGGGAGAGGCUCUGUGGGAGAAUGCAGAGCUCCAGCUGUGCAUCCCCAUGAAGUUUAAGAGAGCGCCCCCGCUGCCGCCCCCUCCCGGCCCUGCCACGUGCGCCCUGCUUUCAGAGAUGCUCGCCUCAAACCCGGACGCCCGGCCGACGGCCGACCAGCUGGGGGCCAGGGUGCGCUCCGCUCUGAGAGAGGACUCCCACUGACACAGAGUACACUUGAAAGACUGUAAUGGGCUGAACGACUGUAAGGAGCCCAGACUGCAGUUUGUCCUGUUUGUUUAAACAACGGGCACUUUGUUUCAUCCCUGCCUCAGAGAGGAAGGGAUGAUAAAUGUGUAUGAUUAUCUGGGAUUGCAGGUGCUAAUUUUCUCCCUGAACCACAAGCUCAGCUUCUAAAUCGUGUGCAAAGCCAUAUAAAGGGAAAACGGGAAUGAACUAGCAGAUCCUCCAGUGGGAAGCUGACACUGGACCCCUGUGAGUGGUGCAGAUAAACACAGUAUCAGGUCCAUGUAGAGAUCAGGUGGGGCUAACUGCAUCUCCUGUUUGCACUUGACACAGAAAAUCACUUGUAGUGUGUAAAUAUGGCUGAAUUGGCAUAAACAGGUUUGCUGCUCAGUGAGUCUUAAAGGUUUUUUAAUUCCACAUUAUUAUUAUUAUUAUUAUUAAUUUAGCCUAGGUAUGAGUCUAAUGAGCUAUAAGGACAUAAAAGUAGUUGCCUUAAAUCUAUAGCACAUCAGUGUAGUGUGGGUCGGACUACAUAAUGCUGUGUGUGCUGAAAUAACUCUGUGAUACUAUUAUUGUGUCUAAGCUGUAAUGUUUCAGUUUAUGCUGUUAUAUAUUUUCACAAAGUGUGUGUGGACAUGAUUUUAAUACUCAGUUUCACUCAAACGUUCUCACCUCAAAAAUCUUCAGAACAAAACGUCUAUUUAUUCUUCUGUUUUAGUGAAAUAUAACCUUUGUGUAUACGUCAGUUUGCUUACUCUCAGAGGCACUUAGCGUCUUUUUUCCUGCCUAUGUGCGUUCAAAUAUUAAUAUUUGAGUUUGUCAUUUGUAAAUAUUUCUUCAUCAUUUCACGUGUUUGCUUAGAGUUAGUGACGCCGUCAGCCGUUUACAGGAUUUUCAAACUUGUGUCAUAUCUGCUGCACAGCACGAGGCUCGCUGUGACGGACGGUCACUAACGUCUCCUCCUGAACAGGAAAUUAAAGCCAGGCAUGUGGAUUGUUGCUGAUCAUAUCCACGCAGUGUUCACACUGUUUAUUAGUGAUCAUCAGUCUCAGUCACAUGCGUGGACGAAUGAAGAUCGAUUAUAACAUCAACUGUGUCCUAAAUUUCUUGUUAAUCUCAUGUAAUUUAA
Pelmatolapia mariae (spotted tilapia) is the source of this 2514-nucleotide messenger RNA. Its product is annotated as Serine/threonine-protein kinase pdik1l-B-like. Gene Ontology annotation, cellular component: nucleus; cytoplasm. The coding region runs from base 153 to 1364 and encodes 403 amino acids. Gene Ontology annotation, molecular function: ATP binding; protein kinase activity. The transcript has 4 exons. The record is from RefSeq and is a predicted model, not a curated record. NCBI's taxonomy places the organism in Eukaryota, Metazoa, Chordata, Actinopteri, Cichliformes, Cichlidae. Gene Ontology annotation, biological process: protein phosphorylation.